AUGGUCAAGUACUCCGAUCAUACUCGCUCGACAUUUGACUUGGCCAUCUCCCAGAUCGCACUUGAGCCAGAGGGUGGCCCAAUGGAUGGACAGAACAAGUUUGACCGAGUGAUACAACUCCGUCGGGCAAUCAUCCCAGCCGUAUUUGACUUUGUCGCCAUGUGGUCUCGGAUGGAUGGCUCUGUGUUCCCCUCUGGCAGCUACUCUGAGCCCGUUCGCAAGUUGUACUCGCCAUCUGCUGGCUACCUCGUCGAUUGGAAACUCAUCAGAUUGAACUUGGGAAAGCUAUUUUUUCCCAAAGAAAUCAACUAUCAAAGAAUGGAGGAGAUGUUCCAAUCAGCACACUUUGAACAAUACAUUAGACAAAUCAUUCAGAUCAAGUUCCUCCACGACACUAGAUAUCUGGUGGCUAUACACCGGACCAUGAGAAACAACCCAGUUGGCAAGACUGAUACCGAAUGGUCCAGAGUCGGUACUAUUUAUCAUGGGAUCUCAACUUUCGUGAUAAGUCCAUCUAUCAUUGACCAGAACAUCACACUGAUCAGGACUGCCCUCCCCGAGGUUGUAGAGUCCACCAAUCCAGGAUGCAAGUUCUCCUUGAGUUUCGAUGGAGUUCAGUUUCAAAAAGGGAGCCAGCCUGUUGGUUUGACAGGUCAACAGACGAAAGUAAUGUAA
This is a messenger RNA of Acytostelium subglobosum LB1, 675 nucleotides long. RefSeq lists its product as hypothetical. Lineage: Eukaryota; Evosea; Eumycetozoa; Acytosteliales; Acytosteliaceae. The coding region runs from base 1 to 675 and encodes 224 amino acids. The record is from RefSeq and is a predicted model, not a curated record. Gene Ontology annotation, molecular function: toxin activity. The transcript has a single exon.